Messenger RNA from Saitoella complicata NRRL Y-17804, 2970 nucleotides. RefSeq lists its product as uncharacterized. Bases 226 to 2970 code for a protein of 914 amino acids. NCBI's taxonomy places the organism in Eukaryota, Fungi, Ascomycota, Saitoellomycetes, Saitoellales, Saitoellaceae. Gene Ontology annotation, molecular function: alpha-glucosidase activity; carbohydrate binding. Gene Ontology annotation, biological process: N-glycan processing; carbohydrate metabolic process. Gene Ontology annotation, cellular component: glucosidase II complex. The record is from RefSeq and is a predicted model, not a curated record. The transcript is spliced from 3 exons.
CCCGAAACACCACCUCGACCCCUCCAUCCCGUUCUCGCACCCACUCAAGACCAUAGAGAAUGCGAGCAACCACCGGGAGGUUAUGCCGAGCGUUCCUCCUAACCUUCUUCCUCGCAAUCGCGGGGUCAGUUAUCGCCGUAAAACAACACGAUUUCAAGAAAUGUCAUCAAUCGAGGUUUUUGCCAACGGUAGACUUCCAGUUCUGUGGUGACGACUGACAUUGGCAUGAACAGUUUCUGCCACCGUAACAGGCAAUUGGCGGAUCGAGCCGCUGAGGCUCCGAAGUGGACUGCGCCGUACGCACUUAAUCCAGCAACUAUUGCGGUUGAUUCGGGGGUGUUGACGGGCAUUGUUCUCAAAUCCCUCAAUGGUGGUGCCGAGACCGUUGAGCUUCCUCUCACUGUCUCGUUUCUUGCUUCCGGGGUUGCGAGAGUGACCCUGGACGAGAAGAAACGUCAACUCGGCCAGAUCGAGUUGAGUAACGACCGCAUCCGCAAAGAACGCUACAACGAAGCCGAGAAAUGGACGAUCGUUGGUGGACUCGACGCAGAUACCAGUAUCGACUCCUCCGCCAUUUUUGCGAACGACGAGAUCACCGUUGUCAAGUAUGGACCCGCCAAGAAUUUCGAGGCAGUCAUCACACACUCCCCGUUCUCCCUCAAAUUCAUGCGUGACGGCGAGGAGCAGAUCGUGUUGAACGACCGUGGUCUUUUCAACAUGGAGCACUGGCGCCCACGCGACUCGACUCCCGAGGAGGGUGUGGAUCAGCACGGCCUUUUCGACGAAUCCUUCUCCGGAAAAUCCGACACAAAACCCCGUGGCCCCGAAUCUGUCGGUCUCGAUAUCUCCUUUAUCGGAUACGACCACGUCUUCGGCAUCCCGGAACACGCCUCCCCGCUCUCUCUACGCGAGACUCGUGGUGGUGGGGAUGGAGCCUACGACGAACCGUAUCGGUUGUAUAAUCUGGACGUGUUUGAGUAUGAGUUUGAUAGCCCGAUGAGUCUUUACGGUGCGAUUCCGUUCAUGCAGGCGCAUAAGAAAGGAGGGGAUGUUGCUGUGUUUUGGUUGAAUGGGGCGGAGACUUGGAUUGAUGUUGUGAAGAAGAGGACCGAGAGAACUACGACUCAGACCCAUUGGUUCUCGGAAUCUGGGUUGUUGGACGUGUUCGUCUUCCUUGGGCCCACAGCUGAGGAGAACAUCAAGUCUUACUCCCAACUGACCGGGACCACCGCGCUCCCUCAGACAUUCUCGAUCGCGUACCACCAGUGUAGGUGGAACUACCUUUCACAGGAUGACGUCGCACAAGUCGACGCCAAAUUCGAUGAGCAUGAUAUCCCGUAUGAUGUUAUCUGGCUCGACGUGGAACACACGGAUGGCAAGAGGUAUUUGACGUGGGAUGAGGCUAAUUUUCCGGAACCGGAGAAGAUGCUGGAAGCGUUGGAUAAGAAACAGAGAAAGCUCGUCAAUAUUGUCGAUCCGCAUAUUAAGAAAGAUGAUAAUUACCACGUGUACCAGGGUGCGAAGGAGAACGACGUCAUUGUCAAGGACAACAAUGGGAAUAACUAUGAGGGGUGGUGUUGGCCCGGUUCCUCGGUUUGGGUUGAUUUCUUCAAGCCGAAGGCCGUGGAGUGGUGGAAGAGUCUGAUGACGUAUGAUGCGUACAAGGGCUCUGCGAAGAACUUGUAUGUCUGGAACGAUAUGAAUGAGCCUGCGGUUUUCAGUGGCCCUGAGAUCACGAUGCCGAAGGAUAAUAUUCAUGAAGGUGGGUGGGAGCAUCGUGAUGUUCACAACAUCAAUGGAAUGGUGUUUCACAAUGCCACAGCUCUGGCACUGAUGAACCGCGACGGCGACAAGCCUUUGCGUCCCUUUAUCCUCACCCGCUCCUUCUUUGCCGGAACCCAACGCAUCUCAGCCUCCUGGACUGGCGACAACCUCGGUAACUGGGACCACCUCGCAGUCUCGAUCCCCAUGGUUCUCUCGAACGGAAUCGCCGGUAUGACAUUCACCGGUGCGGAUGUCGGUGGCUUUUUCGGUAAUCCGAGUCCGGAGUUGUUGGCGAGGUGGUAUCAGGUUGGAGCAUUCUAUCCGUUCUUCAGGGCACAUGCGCAUAUUGAUACCAAGAGGCGGGAGCCGUGGUUGGCGGGGGAGCCGUGGACAGGCUACAUGAAGGAGGCCAUUCGGGGGAGGUAUAGGUUGUUGCCAACGUGGUAUACGGCGUUUAGGAGGGCGAGUGUUGAUGGCAUGCCAGUUUUGCGGCCGAUGUAUUUGGCGUUUCCGGAUGUGGAGGAGGGCUUUGGGGUUGAUGAUCAGUUCUUCCUUGGGGAUUCGGGGAUUUUGGCUAAGCCUGUUACGAAGGAGGGUCAUGACAGCGUCAGUGUUUGGCUUGGUGAUGAGCAGCCGUACUAUGAUUACAGCAACUACGACGUGCAUCAAGGAAAGGGACAGACGACGGUUUAUGCACCGAUUGAUAAGACCCCCAUGUUGAUUCAGGGUGGUAACAUCUUUGUGAGACGUGAUCGUCCUAGGAGGUCCUCGCCCGCGAUGAAGUAUGAUCCGUUUACUUUGGUUGUUGCGUUGGAUAAGGAUGGGAAUGCGAAGGGAAGAUUUUAUUUGGACGAUGGGGAGACGUUUGAUUAUACUAAGGGCGGCUACAUCGAGCGUACUUUCACUUUCGAUGGAAAGAAGGCAACGUUGAGAAGUGACAGUUUGAAUGAUGCCGCACCAGGGGAGUUUUUGAAGGAUAUGGAGAGGGUGCGGGUGGAAAAGGUCAUCAUUGUCGGUGCAAAUGGACAGCAGCUGGGUCAAGUGCAUUCUGUGGAUGUUUUGCAGGGUGGAAAGAAGUGGGAGACGGAGGUGGAGUAUGUAAAGAGCGGUGAUGGGAAGGUUGGAGUGUUGACCGUUAGGGACCCUGCUGUCACCAUUACGGAGGAUUGGACCUUGCAAUUGAGGGUGGGUAAGAUUGAGCUGUGA